UUUUAUGUUUUUCUUAUGCAGACAUCUCCAACCCUGCUUACAAUGUUGGAGAAGCUUGUACCAUUAAUUGACGAUUGGUUCUACACAAUGCUAGCCUCCCUGCCUGCCAAUCUAUGCACCAUAAAACGUAACUUGGCACACCAUUUUUGCCGGGUUCUGCGUCGACUCAUCUCACUAAACAAGAUCUGGGAUUCACUGGUUGGACUGUUACAAAAUGCAGAUUCCAUUUCCAAGAUGUUGUCUGACUGGAGAAGGACCAAUGUGGAAGAGAUUUGCUCUGAGGUUGCUUUUGGUAUCAAACGGCCUGAAUCCAGACACGUGAUGUUGACUUUGUUCAAAGAGUUUGAGUAUCUACUGGAGAGGCAAGCUGGGCCGGAUAAGUUGAUGCAAUGGUUUGAGACAGUGGUGGAGCGUUAUGUGACAGCAGCGGCCAGAAAACGUGGUUGCCCAGUGAGACAGAUUGCUCGCCACUUCUUGCUCAUCUGGGUCACUGUAGGGACCAGAGUCCUUCGUGAUCUAACUCUCGCCUCCACACUUUCAUUUGGUGAGUCAUGAAAGUCAUCUAGUCACACAUGUACUUCAUCUGCCUAAGAAAAGCUAAGAGGAAUCUU
This is a messenger RNA of Cryptotermes secundus, 611 nucleotides long. RefSeq names its product transcription factor RFX4-like. Gene Ontology annotation, biological process: regulation of transcription by RNA polymerase II. The transcript has 3 exons. The record is from RefSeq and is a predicted model, not a curated record. NCBI's taxonomy places the organism in Eukaryota, Metazoa, Arthropoda, Insecta, Blattodea, Kalotermitidae. Gene Ontology annotation, molecular function: DNA-binding transcription factor activity, RNA polymerase II-specific; RNA polymerase II cis-regulatory region sequence-specific DNA binding. The coding region runs from base 16 to 555 and encodes 179 amino acids.